This is a messenger RNA of Fonticula alba, 1013 nucleotides long. RefSeq lists its product as hypothetical. NCBI's taxonomy places the organism in Eukaryota, Rotosphaerida, Fonticulaceae. The transcript is spliced from 6 exons. Gene Ontology annotation, molecular function: S-adenosylmethionine-dependent methyltransferase activity. The record is from RefSeq and is a predicted model, not a curated record. Bases 155 to 970 code for a protein of 271 amino acids.
GCCUGCUCAGCAAUGUCCAGCUGCUCAUGGUAAAACAUCCCCUCCCCCCUGCCUCCGGCACUCCUCACUUCCCUGGCACCACAAUUUUCCCGCCCUCUCCUCGUCAUCCCCGCUCGUGCGCCACCGAGAAGGGAGCCGCCCACCUUCCCGCACCAUGUCACUCCUCAAUAUCUCCGCCUCCCAGGGCAUCUUUCGCUGGGCCAUCGACAUCCUGUUUGCUUGGCUUUGGACCUACCUCGGUGUGAUGGCCGACAAGUCUGCUCGCCAUGUGAAGCAGGUUGUCUUCCCCCUGGCCAAGGGCAAGGUCCUCGAAGUUGGCCCCGGGUUUGGCCCGAACUUCGGAUACUACAACAAGGACAACAUCACCGAGCUCCACCUGAUUGAGCCCAACAAGGGCAUGAUCGGCAAGCUCAAGGCCAACGCCGCGAAGGCGGGCUUCACCAAUGCCAAGGUCACCAACUCCACCAUCGAGGCUGUUCCACUGGAGAAUGGCCAGUAUGACACCAUCAUCUGCUGCCUCGUCCUCUGCUCUGUCGAUUCGGUCCAGGAGGUGGUCAACAAUCUGUACCGCUCGCUGAAGCCCGGCGGCCGGCUGAUCUUCAUCGAGCAUGUCCAGGCCUCGGCCGGGUCUUACGGCAACCAGUUCGGCCCGGUGGUUGUGGCCUUCUGGAAGUUCGUGCAGAACAUGCUUACGCCCUUCUGGCGCACAUUCACCGGGCACUGCCAUGUGAACCGCCCGUCGGACCAGCUGCUCAUUCACCGCUUUGCCUGGGACCAGGUGUACACCUCGAGCCUGUCGGCUCCGGCCGCCGAGUUUGAGGCCCUCUCGCGCCGGAUUAUGUCCGAUUUCCCGGCCGAGAUGAGCCAGCUCUCCAGUGUUCCCGUGGCGGAGCCGUCGCAGAUGCCGGUCUUCAUGCGCCGCCUGACCCCGAAUGUGUGGGGUCUGCUGGUGAAGCCAUACAUUCGUUAGCUCAACCGAGCUCCAACCUCGCCGCUGCCGCUGCCGCUGCCGC